Scaptodrosophila lebanonensis is the source of this 1342-nucleotide messenger RNA. RefSeq names its product RIB43A-like with coiled-coils protein 2. The record is from RefSeq and is a predicted model, not a curated record. NCBI's taxonomy places the organism in Eukaryota, Metazoa, Arthropoda, Insecta, Diptera, Drosophilidae. The transcript is spliced from 2 exons. The coding region runs from base 112 to 1257 and encodes 381 amino acids.
GCAAACAAACUCAAAAUCAAUUCCAUAACUCAGAUAGAGAAAACGCAUUUACACAACAACUGAAAUCCGGUCCACAUACCUCACCCAGAGAAGUAUUUAUUUAACGACAAAAUGACCCUCAAACUUGGUAUUUGCACCAAAAGUGAUCUCGAUGAGGCCCUCAAGCUGCAGAAGCGCGAGCAGUAUGAGGAUGAUCGUAAGAAGCGCAUCUUUAAUGCUAAACAGCGGCUUUAUGGGCUCGAUCUGGACAUUUUGGAGCGACAGAUUGCGGAGAAGAAUAAGGAGCGCAGUGUGCAGAUGGAAUGCGAUAAACGAUAUGAGGAGCAGGAACAGAUGCAGAAACGCCUCCUGAUGGCCAAAGAGAAGGAGCUGGAAAAACAGCAACGCUCCAUUGAGUCUGAUAUUAAUUACUAUCGCUGCAAGUUUCAGCGCAAGGACCAGCGUCGCGAAUAUGAUCUGAACGAUCCGAAUUAUCUGAAAAAUGGCAAACCGAUGCGUGUGGCGGACGAUGAUAUUACAUUGGGCGUAUCGAGUGCUCAGAUCUUUUCCGGCGAGGAUCUGUACAAUAGUGAGCGCAAGUUGCGACAGCGGGAACAGCAGAAGGCUUGGCUAGAUCAGCAGGUUCAGGAGCGCAGGCAGGCGGAGGAGGCACGACGUCGCGCCGAUGGUAUGUUUAUGCAGAACAUCAUGUGCCGGGACAAGCAUCUCGAGGAUAUGGCUAAGUCGGAUAAUCUAAUGCGCAACCAAAUCAUACAAAAGAACCGGGAAUUCAAUGCAAGUCUGGCCAAGCAGAAGCAAAUGGAUCGCGCUCGGGCCAAGCAGGAAAAGUACGAGGACGACAUGGCCGAGAUAUAUAAUAUGCUUUCGAGCGAUAUGCUCAGCGAGAAUCUAGAUGUGGCACAAUCACGCACCAAUCCGAACAAGAAAAUCGCAUUCAUGUAUCGCGGCAUGAACGAUGAGGAGCUGAAAGCCUUCCGCCAGGGUCAGGAGCAGCAGCUAAUAAUAACUAAAAAGCGAAGAACGGAGGCCCAACUGAUGGACAAACAGUGGGAGCAGUAUGCCAUAAAUAUGGACCGCGAGCUAGUCCUCAAACAAAUCGAAAUGGAACGCCAGCGCAAGGAGCAGUUGGACGAUCUAAUGCGUGUGAAUGCCCAACUAGCUCGCGAACAGGAUCAGCAGCGCAAGGAAACUGUAGUUCGACUAACCAAUCACGUAUCUGAUGACUUUUACGAUCAGUUCAACAAGAACUCGCGUUAAUUAUUAAGAGAAUAUUAUUUAAUUUUACAAUUUUUCCUAACCACACACAUUUCCUUCCACCCUUGCAUGCAAUACUAAGAGAUCU